AUGUUUGCGCACCCGAGGAUCAAGAAGGUCGCUCCGGCGCCGCCCAAGAGGCGAAAGACAGUGCACAAGAUCGAGGAGAUCACCUUUGACAAAGAUGCUCGGGCCGAAUACCUGUCUGGAUUCCACAAGCGCAAAGUGGAGCGAUCAAAGCAGGCAAAGGAGCAACUAGAGGCACAGGCGCGCCUUGACAAGAUCUCGGCGAGGAAGCAAGUCAGGGAAGAGCGAAGACAGGCCGUCAAGGAACAUAUAGACACAGUCCAUAAGCUGAUCCGAGAGGCUCGAACCGCUGGCCUGGAUGGGUCCGAUUCCGACUCAGACGGCGAGGAAUGGCAAGGCUUGUCCGACGAAGGGGUGCCAGAAGAGCCCCUCAAUCGGGAAGACGAAUACAUUGACGAGGACCGCUAUACAACUGUCACCGUCGAGGCUGUCAGUGUUGAUCGGGACGGCCUACACAAGCCCACGUCGAAACAAGACACAGGGGAUCAAGAGGCUGCCGCGGAAGACGCACAGACCGACGCGGCGAAAGACGGGUCUCGAAAACGGCCAAGAGAAAACACUAAUAAGAAGAAAAAGUUUCGCUACGAAAGCAAGCUCGAGCGGAGGAUAACGGAAAGGAAACAACAGUUCAAACGUUUUAAGGGGAAAGAAUAA
This is a messenger RNA of Lasiosphaeria miniovina, 651 nucleotides long. RefSeq names its product nucleolar protein 12-domain-containing protein. Lineage: Eukaryota; Fungi; Ascomycota; Sordariomycetes; Sordariales; Lasiosphaeriaceae. The record is from RefSeq and is a predicted model, not a curated record. Gene Ontology annotation, molecular function: rRNA binding. The transcript has 2 exons. Gene Ontology annotation, cellular component: nucleolus. The coding region runs from base 1 to 651 and encodes 216 amino acids.